CGCCUCCCCCUCCGGACUGCUCCGUGAAGCGGGAGCGGAGCUGGGCGCCUCGCAGCAAGCCGCCUGCAGAGAGUGGGGGAGUACAGCAGCUGGGCUCCCCCGGCGGCCGAGGCGCCCCAUCCCCCGCGUGGCGGCAGCGCACGGACUAAAACCCGCCGCGGCCAGCUCCGCAGCCACGCACCCAGCCCUUUGCACAAGCCUCCCCACGAAGGAGGCGACUCGCGAAGGGAGGAGCCUCCACCGGCCAAUGGCGGAGAAGCCGGAGUCCCCAGCUAGCUGCUCCCGCCGCCUCUCCGAGUGCGAGAGGCACAGAGAAGAGCAGCAUCCAGCUCUCUAGAGCGAGAGGCGGCGGGCUCUGGCUGGCCCACGCUCCACCGCGGCACCCCACAGCCUCUGCGCCCCGCCGCCUGCAGCGCAGCCCCUCACCUCUCGGCCGGCAGCGGCUGCUACUAAAAGCUUUGCUUGGCUCCUUCGUCUCCUGGGCGCUUGGGUCGUGCCGGCUGCUGCCUAGAGUCACCUCCAGCUCCCCCUGGUUGGGGGAGGAGGGGAAGCUCCAGGGGCUGUACCGCCUGCCUCCUCCUGGUGCUUCGGUUCGGGCUUUGCAGACCGGACUGAGCGGCCCCUGAUUGGGAGGGCAGCGGAAAGAGAGAGGGAAAGACUGGCAGCGGCCACUCGUCCCGUCCCAGGAGGAGCUGCAUGCAGCAGGUCUAGGGGAAGUGGAAGCAGCACCGGCAUGUUUCUGGAGUGCACCUGGAGACUAUACUGUCUAUAAAGCUUGCUGAAGAUAGUCAUAUGUGCUGCAAUGGUGACAUAAAUUAUUAAGCAGGACUGGAACAAGUUCUUGAAAAGUUGUUUUUUUUUAAUGCUGCUGCUUUUGGAAGCAAUCUAAGGCAAGUAUACAACAUGAGUUUUAUCAUGAAACUUCACAGACAUUUUCAAAGAACAGUUAUCUUGCUUGCCACUUUUUGUAUGGUGAGCAUUGUUAUUUCUGCUUACUAUUUGUAUAAUGGCUACAAACAGGAAAAUGAACUUUCUGAGAUCUCUUCAGAAUUGGAAUGUGGUGAUCUUCAGCUGUUGCCAUACAAGUUAGUGGAGCUGAAGACAGUGAAGCCCAUUGAUCCCAUGAGGACUGAUCCUGUAGUGCUGGUGUUUGUGGAAAGCCAGUACUCAACACUCGGUCAAGAUAUAAUAACAAUUCUAGAAUCCAGCAGAUUUCAGUAUCACAUAGAGAUUGCUCCUGGGAAAGGUGACCUUCCAGUGCUUAUAGACAAAAAUAAAGGCAAAUAUGUUCUCAUUGUAUAUGAAAAUAUUUUAAAGUAUGUGAAUAUGGACUCAUGGAACAAAGGCCUUCUAGAUAAAUACUGUAUUGAAUAUGGUGUGGGUGUCAUUGGAUUCCAUAAAGGCAGCGAGAACAGCUUGCAGAGCAUUCAGUUUAAGGGCUUUCCUUUCCAUGUUCAUGGCAAUCUGGGUGUUAAGGACUGUUGUGUUAACCCUCAUUCCCCAUUGCUUCAUGUAACUAAAUCCUCUAAGCUUGAUAAAGGUCCCUUGCCUGGAAAUGACUGGACUGUUUUCCAGAUUAAUCAUUCCACCUAUCAGCCAGUGAUAUUUGCAAAAAUAAAGACUACAGAAAACCUCCCACUACCCAUCACUAAAAAUGCUCUCCAUGCCACAGUAGUUCAUGACCUGGGGCUUCAUGAUGGGAUUCAGAGAGUCCUCUUCGGCAACAACUUGAACUUUUGGCUGCACAAGCUGAUCUUUAUAGAUGCCGUCUCUUUCCUGUCUGGGAAAAAGCUCACAUUGUCCUUGGAUAGGUACAUUCUUGUUGACAUAGAUGACAUCUUUGUUGGGAAGGAAGGAACAAGGAUGAAUGUCAAUGAUGUGCAGGCCCUGCUUGAUACGCAGAAUCUUUUGAGAGCUCAGAUUACAAAUUUUACUUUCAACCUGGGAUUUUCAGGGAAAUUUUACCACACAGGAACUGAAGAGGAGGAUGAAGGUGAUGACCUGUUGUUGGGGUCUGUGGAUGAGUUCUGGUGGUUUCCCCAUAUGUGGAGUCACAUGCAGCCUCAUCUCUUCCAUAAUGAAUCAUCACUGGUAGAGCAGAUGAUUCUCAACAAAAAAUUUGCCUUAGAACAUGGCAUUCCAACUGACAUGGGCUAUGCGGUAGCUCCACACCACUCCGGGGUUUACCCUGUACAUGUUCAGCUUUAUGAGGCCUGGAAAAAGAUCUGGAAUAUCAAAAUCACCAGCACAGAAGAGUAUCCACAUCUAAAACCUGCACGGUACAGACGGGGCUUCAUCCACAAAAAUAUCAUGGUCCUUCCUAGGCAAACCUGUGGUCUAUUCACUCAUACAAUUUUCUAUAAGGAGUAUCCUGGGGGUCCAAAAGAACUAGACAAGAGUAUCCAGGGAGGGGAGUUGUUUUUCACAGUUGUUCUCAAUCCAAUCAGCAUCUUCAUGACCCAUUUGUCCAACUAUGGGAAUGAUCGCCUGGGGUUGUAUACCUUUGUGAAUCUCGCCAACUUUGUUCAGAGCUGGACCAACCUGAAACUGCAAACUCUGCCUCCAGUCCAGCUGGCUCGCAAGUACUUUGAGCUCUUUCCUGAACAGAAGGACCCUCUCUGGCAGAAUCCCUGUGAUGACAAGCGGCACAGAGAUAUCUGGUCUAAAGAAAAAACCUGUGAUCGAUUACCAAAAUUCCUGGUUAUAGGACCCCAGAAAACUGGUACCACAGCUUUGUAUUUGUUCCUGAUUAUGCAUCCUUCCAUCAUUAGUAACUCCCCCAGCCCAAAAACCUUUGAGGAGGUACAGUUCUUUAAUAGAAAUAACUACCACAGGGGGAUUGAUUGGUAUAUGGAUUUCUUCCCUGUACCAUCCAAUGUCAGCACUGACUUUCUCUUUGAAAAAAGUGCCAACUACUUCCAUUCUGAGGAAGCUCCCAAACGAGCAGCUUCCCUGAUCCCUAAGGCCAAGAUCAUCACCAUUCUCAUCGACCCAUCAGAUCGGGCAUACUCCUGGUAUCAGCAUCAGCGAUCUCAUGAAGACCCUGCAGCUCUAAAAUUUAGCUUCUAUCAGGUGAUCACAGCUGGACCUCGAGCCCCAUCAGACCUUAGAGCUCUACAGAAGAGAUGUCUAGUACCUGGAUGGUAUGCCACCCAUAUAGAAAGAUGGCUAACUUAUUUUCCAACUUAUCAGUUGCUAAUUAUUGAUGGACAGCAGCUGAGAAGUGACCCAGCUACCGUGAUGGAUGAAGUGCAGAAGUUUCUGGGAGUUUCUCCUCAUUAUAAUUACUCUGAAGCCCUAACGUUCGAUUCACAUAAAGGUUUCUGGUGUCAACUCCUGGAAGAAGGAAAAACCAAGUGUCUUGGAAAGAGCAAAGGCAGAAAAUACCCUCCUAUGGAUUCAGAGUGUAGGGCUUUUCUGUCAAGCUACUACAGAGAUCACAAUGUGGAACUGUCAAAACUCCUGCACAAAUUGGGACAACCCCUGCCAUCAUGGCUGAGACAGGAACUACAGAAAGUGAGAUAGCAUUGAGAGGAAGCUUCUUGAAAUCUCUCUUCCACACUUCAGUCAUCUUACCUAAAGCCUUCAAUAGCUACCAGAAGGCAGGUGUAAAAUAUACCUCUUCAAAAGAGAAUAAAAGAAUGAAGUUAUUUCCAUAUGCUGGCAUGUGGAUGGUGAAAAUGUUUGUGUCUCUUAGAACUCUGGAGGCCUGCAGGCUUUCUCUUUUCUGGGCCUGUGGAAUUGUUGUAAACUACUGUGCGCACGUGUGGAAGUCAAUAGCAACUGGUAUAAGCUUUAAAAGCAAAGCUACACAACUGUCCAAUUUCAUAGUAAAUAUUUACACUUUUAUAUUCGAACUUAGGAGUGUUGUGUCUCAUGUAAGUUUUGUAGCCCAUUGUUUGCCUGCUCAUGGUUUUUCAUACUUUUUGAUUAUUAUGAUGUGUCUUAUACAAAACAAAAAACAAAACUAAGAAAACCCUGUAUAACAUACAAUGGCCAAAUCUCCUGCCUUUGGAAUCUGCUUACCAAAUUUUGAACUUAAAAUAAAU
Chrysemys picta bellii (western painted turtle) is the source of this 4049-nucleotide messenger RNA. Its product is annotated as N-deacetylase and N-sulfotransferase 3. Gene Ontology annotation, cellular component: Golgi apparatus. NCBI's taxonomy places the organism in Eukaryota, Metazoa, Chordata, Testudines, Emydidae. Gene Ontology annotation, molecular function: heparan sulfate N-sulfotransferase activity; deacetylase activity. The record is from RefSeq and is a predicted model, not a curated record.